AUGGCAGAGCAGAGUGAACGGGCACCCCGGCCCAUGGGCAUGGAUCCCCCUCACAUUACCGAGUUCGCUUCGGAGCGGUAUUUUGAGAAGCUCAGCCAGCUCAACGCUCAGCAACAACAUCAACCCCCAGUCCCCGAUUCCCUCGAACCCUCCAAAUCCACCCCGACCUCGAGAUUCAUCCUCCCGUUGCGAGAAUCCAAGGUCGUCGAUGUAGAAACAGUCAAGCCUUCAGACCACAAGAAGGAGAAGGGUCUCCUCUUCUCCCUCCGCCACAAGGUCUCUCGCCUACACUCUAAAUCAUCUGCUCCGCAAACCUCUGCGCCGUCUGUAUUUCGAUCUCAACCACGGUCCUCAGUCGAGGCGGCCCGCCAAAUCCUACCUUUUGACCAACUGUUCCUCGCCCUGCCCAACGAGUUGCAGAUUCAAAUCAUCUCCUCCCUGCCCUUGACUGACAUUCUAAACCUUCGACUCUCAUCCAAGUCAUGGCACGCCCUCGUCACCCUCAACGAAAAUACCAUUGCCCGAUACCACCUCGAGAAUCAUAUCCCCGCAUACGCUGCCCGUCUCUACCCCGUCGCGGACACAACCGAGAUUAACUUCCAUUAUCUUUGCGGGCUUUGGCAUCGCUUACACGUCGCCGCCAAGCUUGCUUUCCUCAUGUGUGAAUGGAUUACAACAGAUAUCUUUUUACGUCAGACGGAACCACAACGGUUGGCCUUUGCGCCUCAACACGAACGCAUGCGACGACGACUAAUACCACUUCUCUUCACCAUAUUUCACUUCUUUGAGACCUAUCGAAAGCUUCACCUACAGCACUUGGCCGAGAAUGGAGGACGUGGCCUACAACGAGAGCCGUAUACUCUCAACCCGAUCGAGGCCGAAAUCAUGAAGAUGUACGAUGAUAAGACUUUAUUACGGGUUCACGAGGUUUUCCCCCUUGUCAUCUCAUCAUUCUGUCGACGACUACGACCUCCGACAUACGUGGGCCGUGUUGAACGGUCAUUGCGAGGAUACAUUAGGGAGAAGCCUUCUGACGAUGCUCAUGUCGCUAUCCUAUGUAUUGGCGGACUACGAGAAGUUGAGAGGUUAUGGGAAAUCAAGGGCUACAACUCCCGGCGUGGUGCCGUAGACACAUUUUGUCAUGGCCUCACCAAGGAUCACCAGCCAGUCGACUCAUCGACAAAAUCGAAACGGGGUCUUAUGGGCUUCGGCCGUAAGAAGUCGACAAGCGGUGUUGAUCUACCCCGAUCCUCCAGCGAUGGUCUGAAUAGGGUCAGGAGUCCAUCGGGCUCGAUUGACGGUAACAUGGGGUUUGACGCCGGCUUGAUCUUCAACACGAGCUUGGCCGCCGGUGCACCUAUGUCCCCCCUCAGCCGACAAGAUGCCCAGGCCCUCCUGGGCGAUCUCCCCGUCCUCCAACAAAUAUGGCUCGUUACGGCCGAGGCUGUCCUGCAUCAGCGAAGGGUGGUGGAACGACCACAAGAUAUCAAGCGCAACCAGCAGGUCAUGCUCGAUCUGAUCCGUGAAGACGGCAUCGACGAGGAGGACGAGUGGUGGUACGGCCGCAACAUCCCCGAUUCUGUGCGGCCUCCCGCCGGUGCGACCGAUGACGAUGCGGAUUAA
This is a messenger RNA of Ilyonectria robusta, 1623 nucleotides long. RefSeq lists its product as uncharacterized. Lineage: Eukaryota; Fungi; Ascomycota; Sordariomycetes; Hypocreales; Nectriaceae. The transcript has 2 exons. Gene Ontology annotation, molecular function: protein binding. The record is from RefSeq and is a predicted model, not a curated record. The coding region runs from base 1 to 1623 and encodes 540 amino acids.